ACGUCACUCCGGUAUCACAUGAACGAGCCGGGACCAAUCCACACGCAGCCCCGUCGAAGCACUCGGUUCCUCCGCCGAGAUAGGGAGGAAAAAAGACAGAAAAGGGAACCAUGACUCCGAGCAUCUGAAGAACAAAUAAAAUUGAACGCAGCGUGGAUUUUGUACCUGGUUGUUUUAUAUUCGCAGCAGGAAGACUGGAAUACUAUGCAGCGGAGAGAGACGGAACGGAUACGACAAUGGCUCGAGCAUAUUGAAUAGCUCGCGACGCUCAAAGGAAAGACAUUAUACUUCAUCGAACCUUCCUCGUCUUGACGGGGUUAUUUAAUGGCUUCAAUCCUCGCCGUCGCCGACCCUUGACUUUUCCGUAACGCUGUUGAGGUCGAGUCACGGUGGAUCGCGUGAGCCUCUAUAUGCCAAACACCGGAACGACCAUUAUUCGGCCUCGAAAUCAAAAGACAGCCACCUGAUCUGAUUCAACGCCGUCGAUUUUCGCUGAGGGGAAUCAUGGAUUUUAACGGGAGCGGCGGGGGAAACGAGCUGCACAACAAUCAGUUUUAUCCGUCCGAAGAGAGCAAGCCUCUGCUGGGGGAAAUGUCCGCACAGCAGCCGCCGCCGCCGCCGGAGGGGAAUAAUAAUCACAAAGCGGGGCCCUGCAGCAAGAGGAGCCUUCUACACAGCAGCAGCGGCAUGAGAUACAAACUGCUCCAGGAGGGGGACAUCCAGGUGUGCGUGGUCAAGCACCCGCGGACCUUCCUCAGUAAGCUCCUCACCUCCAAAUUUUUACGGAGGUGGGAGCCGCACCACCUCACCUUGACGGACAGCAGCCUGGUGUCUGCCACGCCCACAGGAUACAUGGAGGCCCCUCUGUCUUACAGCACUAUCGAGGACCUACAGCUGUUAUCCUGGGACAAUGCCCCCAAAUACUGUGUCCAGCUAAGCUUCCCCGGAGGGACAGUCCUCCUGCAGGCUGCUAACAGCUAUCUACGGGACCAGUGGUUUCACUCGAUACAGUGGAAGAAAAAGAUCUACAAAUACCGCAAGGUUCUGAAUAACCCCAGCCGCUGGGACGUGGUUCUGAAGGAGAUCAGGGCCCUGGUGGACAUGGCCCUCACCUCACCCCUGCAGGACGAAUCCAUUCAUCAGGCUCCACUGCACAUCAUCUCCACCCUGCUUGCUGAGAACACUAACCUCAGCGCUCAGGACCAUGAGAACAUCAUUGUGGCCAUCGCACCCCUGCUGGAGAAUAACCACCCUCCCCCUGACCUGUGUGAAUUCUUCUGCAAGCACUGUAGGGAGCGUCCUCGAUCGAUGGUGGUGAUUGAAGUGUUCACUCCUGUGGUUCAGAGAAUCCUCAAACACAACAUGGACUUUGGGAAAUGUCCCAGACUUCGUCUCUUUACUCAGGAGUAUAUUUUGGCUCUGAAUGAGCUUAACGCUGGCAUGGAAGUGGUCAAGAAGUUCAUUCACAGCAUGCAUGGUCCCACCGGACAGUGCCCUCAUCCUCGGGUUCUCCCCAAUCUCGUGGCGGUGUGCCUGGCUGCCAUCUACUCUUGCUACGAGGAGUUCAUCAACAGUCGAGACAACUCUCCCAGUCUCAAGAAUCCAAACGGUUGUCAGCAGCAAAGUGAGAGGAAGCCGCCCAUGCCUUUGCGUCUGCUGCGGCCUGAGCCGCCCACGCCACCCCCGACCACCACCCUGUCCCCGCCUCCAGCCCUGCCCCUCUCACCACCACCUUCCAUCGUCAACUCCAGCGAGAUCCUGGUAGAGCUAGAGCGCAACAAUAACACCACCAACACACUGCGCAAGGCCCCUGCAGAAGGUGACAGCGAGCCCAACCUGAUCGACUGUCUGCUGGUCAGCCCCGCGCUCAAUGCCCUGUCCAUUCAGCUGCCUGCCCACGCCGACAGAGUGCUGGGAUGUUUCGCCCUAAUCCUUAAGAUGUUAUCAGACUAUGAUGACUGGAGACCAGCACUGGCCAGCCUGCUUCAACCAAUCCCCUUUCCGAAAGAGGCCCUUGCACAUGCCAAAUUCACAAAAGAGCUGAAAUAUGUUAUUCAGAGGUUUGCUGAAGAUUCCAGACAAGAGGUCCACUCCUGUUUGCUCAGCGUGCGCUCUGGAAAAGACGGGUGGUUCCAGCUCUACAGUCCAGGAGGCGUAGCUUGCGAUGAUGACGGAGAGCUGUUUGCUAGCAUGGUCCACAUCCUCAUGGGUUCCUGCUACAAGACAAAGAAAUUUCUCCUGUCGCUGGCUGAAAAUAAACUGGGACCCUGCAUGCUCUUGGCCCUGCGGGGGAACCAGACCAUGGUGGAGAUCCUGUGUUUGAUGCUGGAGUACAACAUCAUAGAGAACAAGGACACUCAGCUACAGAUCAUCUCCACCCUGGAGAGCACCCAGGUCGGCCUGCGCAUGUACGAGCAGCUGUGCGACAGACAGAGGGAGCUUAAAGAACUGCAAAGAAAAGGAGGCCCUACUCGACUCACUCUGCCCUCUAAAUCUACGGAUGCUGACUUGGCUCGUCUGCUGAGCUCUGGUUCUUUCGGCAAUCUGGAGAACCUCAGCUUGGCGUUUACCAACGUCACCAGUGCCUGCGCCGAACAGCUCAUCAAACUGCCAUCCCUCAAACAACUCAACCUAUGGUCCACCCAGUUUGGAGAUGCUGGGCUGCGUUUGCUAUCGGAGCAUUUGGCCUGUCUUCAGGUUUUGAACUUGUGUGAGACUCCAGUCACAGACGCUGGCCUGCUCUCCCUCAGCUCUAUGAAAAGCCUGUGCAGUCUGAAUAUGAACAGUACUAAACUCACAGCGGACACAUAUGAGGACCUGAAGGCCAAACUACCCAACCUAAAGGAAGUGGACGUUCGCUACACGGAGGCGUGGUGAACUCGAGGAGAUUUAUAGACGCAGGAAAUCGCUGACACAUCAUCCCAAAACAACAUAAUCAAGAAACGAGGACUGUAUUUAUAGGAACAUCAUGCAAGGACCUUCUGAUAUCAUGAACGCUCAAGAAUCAUAUAGUGUCUCGUCUGAGGACGCUCUUCGCAGUGGCAUCGAAAUGCAAAAACAUGACAUCAUCAGACGGCACAGGAACCUUUCUAACGAUAUCACCAGGGGACUUUUUCUCUGUCUUGUUCUCGCCUGACCCCUCAGAGGAACCAUGUCCCUCGUUUUAGCCCAUAACCGGCGUCCUUUUUCGUCCCUCCAGAAGACA
Molecule: messenger RNA, 3205 nt
Organism: Puntigrus tetrazona (Sumatra barb)
Lineage: Eukaryota; Metazoa; Chordata; Actinopteri; Cypriniformes; Cyprinidae
Product: C-Maf-inducing protein-like
Cellular component (GO): nucleoplasm; cytosol
Source: RefSeq, a predicted model, not a curated record